UUCUCCUCUCUGUUCUUCACCGAGCCCUCCAGAAGAGGAGAGAGAGACAGAGACACAGACUCCGAAUCAUUCCGCGUCAUUGGAAUUCUCUCUCUCUAUCUCUCUCUCGAUUUGACCUCACAUUGAUUCAUCUGCAUUCUCCUCAGAAUAAUCGGGGUUCAGAUUCUCGUCUCGGUGCUCAUUUUCUCGGGAAAGAUUUGGGCGAGAAAAUUGUCACACACACAUUCGGCCUCAUUUUGGGGAAAGAUCCGGGUCUUCACCUUUGGCAGGUUCAACUUUUUCAUUCCCCUGUUUUGUCACUUUUCCCUGAAGGAAAUCAAAAUUUUAAAAAAAAAAAACAAAAAAGGGAAUAAAAACCUCUGCCGGAGCUAAUUAUUCUGGUCACCGACCGGCAAUUUCGUGCGGUUUUCUUCAACUCCAAGAUUAGGAUAUUGAUAAGCUCCAAUUUGUCUUCUCCAAGACGUCACCGACUAAAGUCUCUUAUAGAAAAGCUUUGUAAUGCUGGGUCACCUGUUUGUAAAACAGGGUGUAAUAGCCAUUGGUUCAAUUCGGUAGCUUCAAAUUCAAACGCAGAUCGCUGAGACUCGCAGUCGCAGCAGCUACGAGAGAUCUAAGCUUCGUUUGACUUCAGGAUUCAAUUCACCCGCAGUUUGUCUCGCGUCACGAAGAUGAUGAAGACAAACGGAAUCUCAGGCGAGCCGCCGGCGGCGGCGGAAUGGGAGAUGAGACCCGGAGGAAUGUUAGUUCAGAAGCGAAGCGCCGAGUCGGAUCGGAACUCGGUGCCGGCACCGACAAUCAGAGUUAGGGUUAAAUACGGGUCAACCUACCACCAAGUCAACAUUGGUUCACAAGCUACAUUUGGGGAAUUGAAGAAAAUGCUAUCUGGGCCUACUGGUUUACACCACCAAGACCAGAAACUGUUCUACAAAAAGAAAGAGAGAGAUUCAAAAAUGUUCCUGGACAUAGCAGGAGUGAAGGACAAGUCCAAGAUAGUAUUAGAGGAAGAUCCAAUUAGUCAAGAAAAGAGAUACUUAGAGAUGAGGAAAAACGCAAACAUGGAGAAAGCUGCAAAAUGCAUCUCACAGAUCAGCUUGGAUGUAGAUAGACUUGCAGGCCAGGUGGGUGCUCUUGAAUCGAUUAUCAGUAAAGGGAAGAAGGUUGCAGAAUCGGAUGUGAUUAGUUUGAUUGAGCAGCUGAUGAACCAAUUGCUUAAAUUGGACGCUAUAAUGGCUGAUGGGGAUGUCAAAUUGCAGAGGAAAAUGCAGGUGAGAAGAGUGCAGAAGUAUGUGGAAACACUGGAUAUGCUGAAAGUCAAGAACUCACUGCCACAUAACAAUGGAGGUCCCAAGCAUAAUAGCCAACAAAAGCAAAGACUUGCCCCAGUUGCAGAAGAGCAACCACAAAGGCACUCAAACUCUGGAGUGGUAGUCACGACCAAGUGGGAGACGUUUGACUCUGCCCCGUCACCAUUAAUCCCCGCCACGUCAGCAUCCGCUUCCAUGUCAGUCACCAAUAAUAAUUAUAAUAAUAGUAAUAGUAAUAAUUCGGUUCGUCCCAGGUUCAAUUGGGAAAUAUUCAACUAAAAAAGAUUAAUAGGAGUACCACGUAUUUUGUUGAUGAGGGUGUGGAGUCUUGGGGUGUGGCAUUUUGUUCUUUAUUCUUUUCUGUAUUUAGAUCACUUCACCAAACCCCUUUCCUUUGUCAAUUAGCUCAUGCAGAGGAAAUCAAAUUAGAAUAAUUGGGGUUGAUAUGUUAUAUGAAAUGAUAGUGAUAUUGCCAUAAAAUUUGUACCCCUUUUGUGAUAUGGCUAUCAUUUGUAUGGUCCAAUUUUUGUUUGUCAUGUAAUAUAUAAUAAUAUAUGUACUUGUAGUUUCUCUUAUUGUAAAAUUGGCGCAGCCA
Neltuma alba is the source of this 1899-nucleotide messenger RNA. Its product is annotated as BAG family molecular chaperone regulator 1. Lineage: Eukaryota; Viridiplantae; Streptophyta; Magnoliopsida; Fabales; Fabaceae. Gene Ontology annotation, cellular component: cytoplasm. The record is from RefSeq and is a predicted model, not a curated record. The coding region runs from base 669 to 1583 and encodes 304 amino acids. Gene Ontology annotation, molecular function: protein-folding chaperone binding; adenyl-nucleotide exchange factor activity. The transcript has 4 exons. Gene Ontology annotation, biological process: protein stabilization.